Messenger RNA from Phlebotomus papatasi, 2607 nucleotides. Its product is annotated as sodium-coupled monocarboxylate transporter 2-like. The record is from RefSeq and is a predicted model, not a curated record. The coding region runs from base 68 to 1618 and encodes 516 amino acids. Gene Ontology annotation, molecular function: symporter activity. Gene Ontology annotation, cellular component: membrane. Gene Ontology annotation, biological process: sodium ion transport; transmembrane transport. The transcript has 3 exons. NCBI's taxonomy places the organism in Eukaryota, Metazoa, Arthropoda, Insecta, Diptera, Psychodidae.
UUACUAUGCUAUCGCGGCUAGGAGACAGGGGACUAAUGUUGAAGACUACCUUUUGGGUAGACGGAAUAUGCAAGUGAUUCCGAUAAGUUUCUCCCUUGUGGCUUCAGCAAUUUCCGGAUCAUCUAUGCUUGGUCAGAGUACAGAAGUCUAUACUUAUGGUCUUCACAACUGGAUUUUUCUAGUUUUUGGAUUAGUCCGAACCAUAUUAAUUCACUUCAUUUUUCUACCAGUUUUCUACGAACUCCAAGUAGUAUCGAGCUUUAUGUAUUUAGAACGUCGUUUUGACCGUACUGUAAGAUUAUUUGCAAGUGCAGUGUACAUCUUUUCGGGAUUAUUCUUUAUACCUUUAACCAUCUACGUACCCUCAUUGACCUUUCAAGAAGUCACUGGGGUGAACAUUUACGCUACAGCUGUGAUUAUCAUGAUCUUGUGCAUUUGGUAUACGGCGGUUGGGGGCAUUAAGGCUGUGGUUUGGACGGAUAUGUUCCAAUUAAUACUGAUGUUGGCAUCUACGUUACUGGUACUGUGUGUUGGUUGGUACAACGUAGGAGGAUUAGAAAAUAUCUGGCAGGCGAUGGAUCGUGGUGGAAGGCUUGUCUUUUUUAAACUAGACUUUGAUCUCGAAGCUAGAGGAACCAUAUGGGGAUAUAUCUCUAGUAUAAUGUUCAUCUCAAUCUAUUACAUUGGGAUGAAUCAAAGUAGUAUUCAACGAUACUCAUCGCUUCCAACUUUGCGGAAAGCCAAACAGAGUUUAUGGAUACAGCUAGUCCUUUACCUUAUAAUUACUUUAAUGGAACUUGUAAUUGGGGCAAUUAUGUACACAGCCUAUGAAGACUGUGAUCCCUACAGUAUUGGACGGAUUAAGAAGGUGGAUCAAAUUUUACCGUAUUUCGUACAAGGGAGAGCAUCACUUUUUCCUGGCUUCAAUGGGAUUUUCAUAGCAGGGAUUUUUGCGGCAGGACUCUCAACAACUUCAACACUCUUAAAUACAAUGAGUGGAACAAUUUACAGUGAUUUUAUAGCUUCAAGACUUAAACGUAUAACUGAAGAAAAGGCUAAUCGUAUUCUAAGAGUUCUAGUAGUCGUUCUCGGUACUAUAGGGACGCUUAUGAUCUUUCUAAUAGAAAGAAUGGGAACGAUUUUUACAAUCACCUUCCGAAGUCUCAGCAUUUUAACAUCAACAAUAUUUGGACUUUUUAUUUUGGGAAUACUCAUUCCACGUGUAAACAGCAAGGGCGUGAAGUAUGGCGUUCCCAUAUCUGCGCUUGUUGUACUGACCUUAUUGAUUGGCAGCUUUAAAAUGAAAGAUCCUUUCCUUCCAAUGAGAACUGAUGGAUGUCUAAAGGACGACAACCUAAAGCAGUUGUAUCAAUCACGAAUAAUAUCUAACACAUCAGUAGUAAACCAGCAGACAGAUUUACCCUGGGUAUUCAAAAUUAACUAUCAAUAUCAGACGUUUAUCGGACUUUUCUUAAACAUAAGUAUUAGCUACUUGGUCAGUAUUUUUACUGAAAAAGAAGAAGUACGAGAUCAGCGACUUUUGGCAACUUUUAUGAGAAAGAUUAUUCCACAAACUCCACUUUUGCAAAACACUAAUCACAGAGCUACAGCAAUGUGAAGAAAUGGUUGGUUUUUGGUAGUUACAAAAGUGCCAAAUGAAAAUCAAAUAUUCUAUAGGGACACCUCCUGUAAUCGCCAGUGGAAAUUUAUUUCACCUCAAGAAGAAAAACAAAUUUUCUGUCUUGCCCAGAACUUUCGGUCCGGAUGUAGACCUUCUUCAGUGGUCGACUAGACUAUGUUUUUUGAUUUCCUGAAGUUCGUUAUGUUUGGAAAAAUAGAGGAUCAUCACCGGGGUAUGAAUUCUGAGAUUCGUGAGUUACUCACAUGAGAAAUUCACGACUCUGAAAUCAGCUUUAGUAAGCGUUUAAUCAAGUCUUCGGAAAAACUAUACUGUGCUUCCUUAGGUACUGUAUGAGUUUUACAUGACACUUUACUUGAAAACUUAUCGAAACUCUUACAAAAGACGAUUUAAAAGCCAUGAAUUUCUCACGUGAAAAACUCACGCAUCUCAGAAUUCAUACCCAGUAGUAAUCACUUGGGAAGGUUUUAACUAUAAGAUAAUUACUUUUCUUGUUACUUUUCUUAAUUUUCUUUUUGCAAUUGUGUCUUUGAUGUGAUUUGAUUUCUCAAGUGAUUACUGCUGGUUAAUCCUCUAUUUUUCCAAAAAUAACUAAAUUCAGGAAAUCAAAAAACAUAGUCUAGUCGACCACUGAACAAGGUCCACAUCCGGACCGAAGGCUCUGGGCAAGACAGAAAAUUUGUUUUUCUUCUUGAGGUGAAAUAAAUUUCCACUGGCGAUUUUCGGAGGUGUCCUCAUAUCCAUCACGCCAGCUCAUUGUCCAAUGAAAAUCAAAUAGUAAAUAAUUUUAAACGAGAUUAAUUUUUUAUGCAAUGAGAGUGCAAUAUUCUGGAAUUUUGGAAAUAUUAGAAGUUUCAAUUAUUUUUCUAGCUAAAAUAAAAAUGAUUUUUACAAAUGAUUAUUGUGUACAUGUUGUUAUACUUUUGUAUGAUUAAGAGUUUCAAUAAAACAAAUCAUACAAAAAAAAA